Messenger RNA from Struthio camelus australis, 1931 nucleotides. RefSeq names its product SIL1 nucleotide exchange factor (gene SIL1). The record is from RefSeq and is a predicted model, not a curated record. Lineage: Eukaryota; Metazoa; Chordata; Aves; Struthioniformes; Struthionidae.
GGUUUUGGGGCAGGCAGUUGCUUUUUGAUGACUUCAGGCAGCGUUUCCUAUUUCUCUCAUCCUUCCUUUAGAUCUCUUACCUUUUUUCCGGUGCACUGUCACUUUGAAAUCAUCUAACCCUUUGUUGGUUUAGAAAGCCUCUAAGCAUCCAAGAGCCUCGGGUCUUUUGUAGACAAACUUUUCUGGGGCUGUUGUUCAUCCUCUACAGAAAGAGAGGUUUUUGGGGCUGCCACUGAUCUCAGACGGCUAGUAGAAGUUGAAGGACUCUGGCUACUGGAACAUCUGGAGCUGACAGAUGAGUCCUGGGCUGAGGGAUUUGCCUUCUGUGAUGACCAAUAAGUGCUGAAGUCUGAUCUUUGCCUGAGCAGGCUGAUGGCAAUGUCUCACUGCCCUGGUCUCCUCUCCACAGCUGCUAAAGUCAACCUGCUGGUUUUAGUGAUCUCUGCAGUGUUUUCGUGGUCGGGCUUAAGUGACAGAGUUCCCGAGUUUGCCCUUACGAAAACAGAAGAGAGCGACAUAAAAGAUGACAGCGGGAAAGAGCCAGUAACAGAAGAUGAAGCUGAUCCUGAAGACUUAGAAGUGUUUUACCCAACACAUCAAUGGCAAACUCUCCAUCCAGGUCAAGCUGUUCCUGCAGGGUCACAUGUACGAUUAAAUCUGCAGACAGGAGAAAGAGAAGCCAAACUCUCAGACAGUGAAAAUGGAAAAAGUGGCAGGAGAGAAGAGAAAAGAAGAAAAAGGCUGGGCAAGGUGGAUAUUGACUCAAGUUCAUUCACAUCACAGGAGCUCAAAAAGGCUUUGGCUAAAAUGAAGGAAAGUGAGAAGAUGGAAAGAAUGGCCCACGAGGAAGAGGUGAGGAAGAAGUUCCGUCCCAUAGAGGAGCUGAAGGAGGAGUUUGAAAAGCUGAACGUGAAGUUGGAAACCGAUUAUGAAAUCAUGGUUAAAUUAAUUGGCAAAUUCAACAGCUCUGCUUCUACGCUGGAUGAAAAAGUAGCGGCGCUUUAUGAUCUUGAAUAUUAUGUUCAUCAGGUGGACAACGCUAAAGACUUCCUUUCCUUGGGUGGACUUCAGCUGGUGAUUAACGGAUUGAAUAGCACCGAGGCCGUGCUCAAGGAACAUGCCGCCUUCGUUCUGGGAGCUGCGCUGUCCAGCAACCCCAAAGUCCAGAUAGAAGCAAUCGAAGGGGGUGCGCUACAGAAGCUCCUGGUUACUUUGGCUACAGAACAACCCUUGGCUGUCAAGAAGAAGGCUCUCUUCGCCCUGUCCUCGAUGCUGAGACACUUCCCCUAUGCCCAGCAGCAGUUCCUCAAGCUUGGUGGCCUUCAGGUCCUCAGGAACCUCUUCAGGGAGAAAGGCAUGGAGGCCCUCUACAUCCGCGUGGUGACGCUCCUCUACGAUCUCAUCAUGGAGAAGGUGCUGCUUGAGGAAUCUCAGAACGGAGAUCAAAUGGAAGAGAAAAUUCAGCAGUACCAGCAAGUCAAGCUGGUGCCAGCAGUGGUUGAGCAGGACUGGUGUGUGAUUGUUUCCAACCUGUUGGCCAUGCCGGAGCAUGACACUCGGGAGAAGGUCCUCAAGACGGUGAGUGUGCUGAUGGCCUUCUGCAAGGAGCGCUACCAGGGUGACCAGACCCUUGGCACCACGCUCAGCCUGCUGCGCAGUGAGUACGAAGAGCUGGCAGCAGAGGAACAAAGGGAAGGUGACAAAGAUGGCUAUUUCAAGGAACUCCUUGGCUCUGUAAAUACCAUCAUUCAGGAAUUAAGAUCAGAAUAGGUGUAAUUUCACUUAAAUUUCAAGUAACUCCAGACAACAGCAUGAAUUUUGAUGGCACUUGUGUAAAUGCACUUUUGAAUAAACUGCUGGACUAAAUGAGAUCUCUCCACCAUGCAAGUGUCCCAGUAGCUUCUUGAUUAAAGCACAAGUGUUUGGGGGCA